AAAGCUCAUUGCAUGCAUCAGCUUCAUAAUAGAUCAAAUUUGAAUUGAAUGGAUCCUAAAUAGCGGACAAGUCCAAAUCUUUCUUUGCUGUACAAUCCACAUGAACUGCUGAAAUUCAGCCGAAGAAUAAACCCUUUUCAAUAAAACGACCUUUACUGCGACUAAAGCGAGUAGUUUUCUGCAGCUGCGGGUGAGAUAACAUGGCUGUCAUGGCAGAGUUGAUAUCAAAUUCAGUCCAAGAAAUGGCUACCAAUGGACAAGAACCACCAGUGAAGUAUUUCUCUAAAGGAAAUGAUGGUGGAGUCCUGGAUGCUCCUGUUCCUUUAAUUGAAAUCCCAGUUGUUGAUCUUGGUCUCCUUACUUCUCCAUCAACCAGUGCCCAAGAACUUGAGAAGCUUAAAUUAGCUCUUAGCUCAUGGGGCUGCUUUCAGGUAAUAAAUCAUGGAAUGACGAGUUCCUUUUUAGACAAAAUUCGUGAAGUUAGCAAGCAAUUCUUCGCAUUUCCGAUGGAAGAGAAGCAGAAAUACUCCAGAGAAGCUGACAGCAUUGAAGGGUAUGGAAAUGACAUGAUUCUUUCCGACCACCAAACAGUUGACUGGACUGAUCGAUUGUAUCUUACCAUUAGCCCAGAAGACCAGAGAAAGAUCAAAUUUUGGCCCGAAAAUCCUAAAGAUUUUAGGGAAACCCUACAUGAAUACACCGUGAAGUUACAAGAGACAAAUAACUUUCUCCUCGGAGCCAUGGCGAGGUCAUUGAACUUGGAGGAAAGCUGCUUUCUAGACCAGUAUGGAGAACAACCACUUGUGACUGCAAGGUUUAACUUCUAUCCUCCAUGUCCAAGGCCUGAUCGAAUUCUUGGCGUUAAGCCUCAUGCAGAUGCAUCGGCAGUUACCUUCCUCUUGCAAGACAAAGAAGUGGAAGGUCUUCAAUUCCUGAAAGACAACGAGUGGUUUAGAGUUCCCAUCAUUCCACAUGCUCAUUUGUAAAGUCAACCGGUAGAACGGAAAUACUCUGUUGGUAAUUAGAAUUGCCAGU
Molecule: messenger RNA, 1035 nt
Organism: Populus euphratica (Euphrates poplar)
Lineage: Eukaryota; Viridiplantae; Streptophyta; Magnoliopsida; Malpighiales; Salicaceae
Product: protein SRG1-like
Exons: 3
Coding region: 201-986 (261 amino acids)
Source: RefSeq, a predicted model, not a curated record